UCGACCCUCCCCAAGAAGCGGCGAGUGGAAGCAGGUGGGGGCGGAGGCUGCCGCCGCGACGUUUCUUUGCUUCUAGUUUAGCCUGCUAAUGCUGCGGGAGAUUCCCGGUGGCCGGACGGAGGAGAAGAAGCGAGGGGGGAAAGGAUCUGCAGAGCCAUGGAACCGCGGGGGAUGCUGCAGGUUAUUCUCUUCUGGUUCAACCUAGCUGCUGCUUCUAUUGGUGAUGAACAGUGUAGAAAUAUUUCUUCUGCCAACAAUAUUACUGGUCCUCAGUGCAAUGCCUUAGUGGAUCUAAUUGGGACAUGUUGGCCACGCAGCCCUGUGGGACAACUGAUAGCGCGUCCCUGCCCUGAGUAUUUCUCUGGAGUGCGAUAUAAUACCUCAAACAAUGUGUACAGAGAAUGUUUUGCAAAUGGAACCUGGGCAGCCCGUGUGAAUUAUUCUCAGUGCCAAGAGAUUCUCCAUGAGGAGAAGAGAAGCAAACUGCAUUAUCACAUUGCUGUUGUGAUUAAUUACCUUGGGCACUGCAUUUCUUUGGGGGCAUUGCUGGCAGCUUUUGUCCUCUUCAUGCGACUUCGGAGUAUACGAUGCUUACGAAAUAUUAUCCACUGGAACCUGAUCACUGCUUUCAUCUUGCGGAACGCAACAUGGUUUGUGGUACAACUCACCAUGAAUCCAGAAGUGCAUGAAAGCAAUGUGCUAUGGUGCCGCCUUGUCACAGCUGCUUACAACUAUUUCCAUGUCACUAACUUCUUCUGGAUGUUUGGUGAAGGAUGCUAUCUGCACACUGCUAUUGUUCUCACCUAUUCAACAGACAAGCUGCGGAAGUGGAUGUUCAUCUGUCUCGGCUGGUGCAUCCCUUUCCCCAUCAUUGUUGCCUGGGCUAUUGGAAAACUCUACUAUGACAACGAGAAGUGCUGGUUUGGGAAGCGUGCAGGAGUUUUCACUGAUUACAUCUAUCAAGGUCCAAUGAUACUGGUGCUGCUGAUCAAUUUUAUUUUUUUAUUCAAUAUUGUCAGAAUCCUGAUGACCAAGCUUCGGGCUUCGACUACCUCAGAGACCAUCCAGUACAGGAAAGCGGUGAAGGCCACCCUUGUGCUCCUUCCAUUAUUAGGAAUAACCUACAUGCUUUUCUUCGUUAACCCUGGAGAAGAUGAAAUAUCCAGGAUAGUCUUCAUUUACUUCAACUCCCUUUUGGAGUCCUUCCAGGGCUUUUUUGUCUCUGUUUUCUACUGUUUCCUGAACAGUGAGGUCCGUUCUGCAGUACGAAAGAGAUGGCACCGAUGGCAGGACAAACACUCCAUCCGUGCCCGAGUAGCAAGGGCCAUGUCCAUUCCUACAUCCCCAACUCGUGUCAGUUUCCACAGCAUCAAGCAAUCAACUGCUCUCUGAGAACCAAAGUUUAGGGAGAAAAUUUUUACUGCCUUUCCUAAAUUAAGGUUUAGGAAAGGCCAAGAGAUUUUGUCCGCAUUUUGCAGACAUUUUAUGGUAGAAACUGUUUGCAUUGGAAGGGAAUCUUUGUGAAAUUGGAACUGCAAGUCUUGGCAAACCAAGUGGCUUUGAAACAAGGGGAACUCCAAGGCCUACAACCACAACGUUCCAUCCAAAAAAUUUAAAAAAAAAAUGUUAUGGCCUAUUUCAUUUUCUAAUACACCUGAAGACUUUUGCUCUAUUUGCUUACUGGUUUGGAAGAUGUUUUAUCUAUCACAAGUGCUGCAGAAAGAAUGUUAGCAGAUUAUCCCCAAUUGGAAUUGGUGAGCAAUAAGCAAAACCAAAUACAUCAAGAUUAAACUUGGGAUACCGUCUCACAUGGUGCACAUAAAAGGCUUUUUUAAAAACGACUUAUGAGUUCAUUAAGAUAAUGUCCAAUACAAGGCAAAGGCACAAAUCUCACAUUCAGGACCAUGUAUCUGAUUCUGUGGAAUAAAUAGAACUGCCGGACACUGCCGUUAUAUAAACUCCCUUAGUGAAUAUCCUUAGGACAGCUAUUUGACUUCUAUAUGAAGAUUUAGGUGGUAAGUAAGAGAAAGUAGAGCUGUUCCCAUGUUUUUCCUCAUCUAAAUCUGCUGCAGGUGAUGCCAAAGAUCUGAAACCUGGUGGACACUCAUUCAAGAUGAUGACUAACCUACUUGUUCCAUGAUCCAGAUAAUAUUACCUGAUUUUCACCAUAGACAGCCUAUUUGAGCCCAAAAUGGAGUGGGACAAUAAUGCAUUCCUUUUGGUAUCUCUUAAUAAAGAAUAGUACUAUCCUUUA
Messenger RNA from Pantherophis guttatus, 2254 nucleotides. RefSeq names its product corticotropin-releasing hormone receptor 1. Gene Ontology annotation, biological process: cell surface receptor signaling pathway; adenylate cyclase-activating G protein-coupled receptor signaling pathway. Gene Ontology annotation, molecular function: G protein-coupled peptide receptor activity; corticotropin-releasing hormone receptor activity; corticotrophin-releasing factor receptor activity. The record is from RefSeq and is a predicted model, not a curated record. Gene Ontology annotation, cellular component: plasma membrane; neuron projection. Lineage: Eukaryota; Metazoa; Chordata; Lepidosauria; Squamata; Colubridae.